UCGCAGCGGAAAUGGCGCGUAAUUUAUGACGUCAUAGUCCCUCCUUGCCGUAAUGGCGGCGCAAAGUAGUAGUGGCCUGCUGUAAAAGCAGUUUUAGUCAGUGAAAGAAGAAUCGUAGCAGGAUUGUUUUGUUCCUUGCACGUAAAAAUAUUUUAUAUCACAAAUUUGUAUAUUUAUGGCUAUGAAUGAAGCGGAUGAGUCCGGUAUUAUUCUGAAGACGUUUAGGUUUGAAGAGGAGCAUGAAGAUGGAUUGCGUUCCCUGACAGUUUCAGUCCCUGAGGUUCUUGAUCCGGACUAUGGGAUGUACGUGUGGCCAUGUGCGGUGGUCCUAGCGCAGUACGUGUGGAUGCAAAAAGAGGAAGUACAGGGGAAGAAUGUUCUGGAGCUUGGUGCCGGAGUGAGUUUGCCCGGUACAGUGGCCACAAAGUGUGGGGCAAACGUAGUUCUUUCAGAUAGUGAUGAGCUGCCGCACUGCCUGGACAACUGCCGCCGUACCUGCAAAUCAAACCAGCUGCACAGCGUGCCCGUCGUGGGAAUCACUUGGGGCCAGGCGUCUCCUGACCUGUUGCUGUUAUCUUCUGUAGACAUCAUAUUAGGAUCAGAUGUAUUUUACGAGCCUGAAGCCUUCGAGAAUGUGUUGGUCACCGUCUCCUUCCUCUUACGGAGAAAUGCUCAAGCCCAAUUUUGGACAACUUACCAAGAGAGAAGUGCCGACUGGUCAAUAGAAGCUCUGCUGCACAAAUGGAACCUGACAUGCACAGAAGUUCCUUUAGAUGGUUUCCAUGCCGACAAAGAACAUCUAGCUGGCUCAACACUCCCUGGAAGUCACACGAUACAGAUGCUGAUUAUACAAUUAAAGGAGAAACCGUGAUGAA
This is a messenger RNA of Paramormyrops kingsleyae, 875 nucleotides long. It is a transcript of the gene mettl23, whose product is annotated as methyltransferase 23, arginine. The record is from RefSeq and is a predicted model, not a curated record. Gene Ontology annotation, cellular component: cytoplasm; nucleus. NCBI's taxonomy places the organism in Eukaryota, Metazoa, Chordata, Actinopteri, Osteoglossiformes, Mormyridae.